GAACAGAAAAUAAAGGCAAGCAAAAUCUCCUUGGCCCUGAUUGGAACUGCAUGCCCCAGAUGACCACCUUCAUUGGUGAAGGGGAACAAGAAGCCCAAAUCACGUACAUAGAUUCUAAACAGAAGACUGUUGAGAUGACAGACAGCACCUUGUGUCCCAAAGAGCACCGGCACUUAUAUCUUGACAACACAUAUAGUUCAGAUGAACUUAACCAACCACUGACUCAGCCAGGUGAUGCUCCCUGCGAGGCUGACUAUAGAAACCUGGCUCAGCGGUCCCUGUUGACCAUCUCAGGACCAGACACCCUGAAGAAAGCACAGGAAUCUCCGCGAGGAGCUAAAGUGUCCUUUAUUUUUGGAGAUCUUGCCUUAGAUGAUGGCAUGAGUCCCCCGACUCUAGGCUAUGAAAGACUGUUAGACGAGAAUCCAGAAAUGCUGGAGAAGCAAAGGAGUCUUUACAUCAGCAGUGCCAAUGACAUGAAAAAUCUGGACCUCACCCCAGACACAGAUAGCAUCCAGUUUGUGGCAAAUUCUGUAUAUGCAAACAUAGGUGAUGUGAAGAACUUUGAGGCCCCUGAGGGGAUAGAGGAGCCCCUCUUACAUGAUAUCUGUUAUGCAGAAAACACUGAUGAUGCAGAAGAUGAAGAUGAGGUAAGCUGUGAGGAGGACCUCGUGGUGGGUGAGAUGAACCAACCAGCCAUCCUUGACCUGUCAGGGUCAAGUGAUGACAUCAUUGACCUCACGACCCUGCCUCCUCCAGAAGGAGAUGACAACGAGGAUGACUUCCUCCUGCGUUCUCUGAACAUGGCCAUCGCUGCUCCCCCUCCUGGCUUUAGAGACAGUUCUGAUGAGGAGGACACUCAGAGCCAGGCAACAUCCUUCCAUGAGGACAAGGAGCAAGGCAGCAGCCUGCAGAAUGAGGAGAUCCCUGUGUCCCUCAUUGAUGCUGUGCCUACCAGCGCAGAGGGCAAGUGUGAGAAGGGACUAGACCCUGCCGUUGUUUCCACACUGGAAGCCCUAGAAGCUCUUUCAGAAGAACAGGAGAAGAGUGAAAAUUCAGGUGUAGCCAUCUUGCGGGCUUAUAGUCCCGAGUCUUCAUCAGACUCAGGCAAUGAGACUAACUCUUCUGAAAUGACAGAGGGUUCUGAGCUUGCUGCAGCACAGAAGCAGUCGGAAAGUCUCUCCCGCAUGUUCUUGGCCACUCAUGAAGGUUAUCACCCUCUGACAGAAGAGCAGACAGAGUUCCCCACCUCCAAAGCCUCCUCCGGGGUCUUGCCUCCAAAGUCCUCCCAUUCCCUGGCUGCUCGCCCAGUGACCGACCUCCCACCCAAAGUUGUGCCUUCCACCAAGCAGAUCCUUCACUCAGACCACAUGGAAAUGGAGCCAGAAACCAUGGAGACCAAGUCGGUCACUGACUAUUUUAGCAAACUGCACAUGGGGUCAGUGACAUAUUCCUGUACCAGCAAAAGGAAAAGCAAGCUUGCUGAGGGAGAGGGGAAAGCCCCCCUGAGUGGGAAUGCACCAGGGAAAAAACAGCAAGGAACCAAAAUGGCAGAGAUGGAGGAGGACACCAAAGGCAAAGUUGGUACUGUGUCUUCAAGAGACAAUCCACACCUUAGCACUUUCAACCUGGAAAGAACUGCUUUUCGCAAGGACAGCCAAAGAUGGUAUGUGGCCUCUGAUGGUGGGGUGGUAGAGAAAGGUGGAAUGGAAACACCAACCAUGAAAACCUUUCCCAGAGGUCCAAGUCUGGGGAAUCGAGAGGCUGAAGGGAAGGAGGAUGGCACUGUCGAAGGAGAGGCUGACGAUGCUUCAGGACUUGGCCAAGGAGACCGCUUCCUAAUAGAUAUGGCCUGUGUGGCCUCAACCAAAAACUUAGACAACCCUGAAGAUGCUGACUCACCCACUUGUGACCAUGCCAUUAAGCUUCCUGAGGCUGAAGACAGUGUGGCUCACCUUUGUGACUAUCAUUUGGCCAAGCGAAUGUCAUCCCUGCAGAGUGAGGGACAUUUUUCUCUACAGAGCUCACAAGGCUCCUCAGUGGACACAGGCUGUGGCCCAGGCAGCAGUAGCAGUGCCUGUGCUACUCCUGUGGAAUCGCCCCUCUGCCCCUCCAUGGGGAAGCACCUGAUUUCAGAUGCUUCUGGAAAAGGUGGGGGUUAUAUUUCACCAGAGGAGAGAACCACUGGCCAUCCCAAUCAUGGAGCCACCUUCAAGGAAUUACACCCACAGACAGAAGGGAUGUGCCCACGCAUGACAGUGCCCGCUUUGCACACAGCCAUUAAUGCUGACCCCCUGUUUGGCACUUUGAGAGAUGGAUGCCAUCGACUGCCCAAGAUUAAGGAAACCACAGCUUUGACAGAGCCUGGGAAGGAGAGACAAGGAGGCAUGCCUUUAGCUUGGUCUCAACACCCUGAAGCUGAUCCCAUCCUGCUACCAUCAAACAUUCACUUGGAAUCAAAGGUGCCAAGCCCAAAUAAAGACCCUAAUGAUUUCUCCCAAGCAAACCAGGCAUUCACAGAGGCUGUGAGCUGGUGGCCAGCGGAUCUGAGAGGGGGGAGCCUCAGAACACCCCCUAGCCAGAGGGCUCUCAGACAUAGCAGCAGUGUCCUCUCAGGACCUAUAGAUUUGGAGACUUUCCAAGACAGAACCAAGGGUGCAGUCAGCUUGAAGUAUCCAGGUAUCACAGAAGCACAGGAAGCUGGUUCAGAAAGACAAGCAGAACUUCCGCUGGGGAAGAAGCUCACCAAAAGUUUUUCCCAAAGCUCUAUGCACUUUAUCUCUGAGGGAAAGUUUCACAAAAGGUCCCCAGUGUCUCAUAAAGAUUCAAAGGUGUAUAGGACCCUACCCUUGCGGAAGCUGGAGGGAAGCAACUGGAGGUGCCGAGGACCCUUCAGCUACUGUUUUCUGAACCAAGGGCAGGAUGAAGAUGGGGAUGAUGAUGAAGAGGAGGCAGAGGCUACGCUUCAGGUCUCUUGUCUCUAUCAACCACAGAUAACUCAAGGCAUGCCAGAACCAAGUAACUCACCCCUGGUUGUUGGACUGCAGAAGAAAGGAGAACUGUCCAGAGGGCCAAUGCUGAAGGUCUGGACAGAAGACCCAAGUGGCCCAGAUGACUUGGACUUCAGCAGUCUGGCUUUUGAUGCCCGGAUUGCAAGAAUAAAUGCUCUAAAGGCAAGCACAUAUGGAAUGCCCGAUGGGUUCCUUGAAGCCCAGAAUGAUGCCAAUGAGCUGCUCUGCCUUGUCAGGGCAACCAAGGCAAAGAGAGAGGAGUCACGCCCUGAAGCAUAUGACCUUACACUUUCUCAGUACAAGCAACUGUUAUCCAUUGAGUCCAGACAGUUGGGAAGUGCCUGUAGGAAAAUGGCAAUGGCCGAGAAAAGCCCAGAAGAGAUGCUCCUAGCUAUGAGUUCCAGUUUUCAAGUCCUCUGUUGCUUAACAGAAGCUUGCAUGAGGUUAGUGAAAGUUGUGAACUCUGAAACACAGCGGCAGGAAAUUGUAGCAAAGAUUGAUGAAGUGGUCAUAAACUAUAUUUGUCUCCUGAAAGCUGCUGAGGCAGCCACUGGCAAGACCACUGGCGAUUCUAGUUUUGGACUGUCGAUGCGACAUUCAACUACCAUGGCCGCUCUUGUAAGCACACUAACACGUUCUCUCAAGAUGCUUUUAAAUAAGUAAAUAUGAAAGUCACAUCAUAAUCUACCUUUGCAAAGCCAUACAUGAAC
Molecule: messenger RNA, 3721 nt
Organism: Psammomys obesus (fat sand rat)
Lineage: Eukaryota; Metazoa; Chordata; Mammalia; Rodentia; Muridae
Product: FERM and PDZ domain-containing protein 4-like
Exons: 3
Source: RefSeq, a predicted model, not a curated record